GAUGACAUUCGUCACGUUAACGCCCCAGCUACCUCACAUACAGGUCAAGAGACCCAUUCUGCUUGUCGUUGUCUCGACAAGUAGACACAUUCUAACAACAGCGUUAAGAGGGACGACCCAUAUAGCGGUCGCCCACUGCACAGGGAGGUAGGAGGGAGGUCACACGGAGGGCUGGACCUUGGCAAGGUAGACAUGACCACCUGUGAAAAGUCUGACCCUGACCGUGAUAAUCAUGUCGAUGUGAAAGUCACCUUAAGACUUCUUGAAAGAUGAGGACCUCGAAGCUGAUCCUAUCCAUUGCAGCGAUGGUUUCGGCGAUUCCUUGUUUACUUCUGUAUAUAUACAAUCCUGACCCAAGUCCAAGAAGUAUGGAUUUCACCAACAAGGAAUCAACGUAUCCACUUCCUCCAGCCAUGAAAGAGCAACAGAGAACCAGACAUGAGCUAAUCGCCAAGCACUGUCAGUCCGACCCUUCUGGAACGGCAACAAGUGUCGUGAUAGACCCAAGAUCAAUGGUGUCCUUCUGCCAGAGCCACAAGAUCGCUUCAACAUUUUGGCUGCGGGUGUUCCAUUUCCUCAGGUAUUACAACCCAGGAUACAACAUCACCCGCUUCAACCCAUUCACCGUAAGCAAAUACGAUGUUCACUUCAGCCAAAGAAAACUCAAGUUAUAUAAUCUAAAUGACGACAGAAACUUGAUCUUCAAGACAACGCGGUUCAUGUUCGCUAGAGAACCAUAUACAAGACUCUGGUCUCUGUUUCUAGACAAAUUUGUUGUCCUUGAUAAAUAUUUCCUGAAGACCUUCGGAGCCAUGAUUCUUAGAAGAAAAGGACACCAUAUGAAGAAUCCAUACGAUUUUUGUCACAAGGAUUACAGCAAUGUGUCAUUUCAGGAUUUCUUGGAUCUGAUUGUGCAUUGGGACAACGAAACUCAUGGUGAAAUGGAUGACCAUUUUGGAACCGUUAUGCAUCACUGCAGUCCAUGCCGGUUUAAACCUGAUUUUGUUGGUAAAUUGGAAACGUUUGAUCCAGACAGUAAAUAUAUACUUCAGCUCCUUGGUCUAAGUGACUUUGUUCAAGUUCUGGAGCAUGCAGACCAUGUGCUUGAGGAGAUGCACAUGCUUAUAGAUUAUAAUUAUUUACUCUUUGAACGAGACUUUAAGUCAUGCUUUGUCCACUGUGUGAAAAAGACUUUAGACGCUUUUCAGAUGAAUGGAUACCUGACCAGUUCAUCCGUAGAGAGGUUAAAGUCCAAACUACCUCUACCAAAACUGAUAUUCACAAGAGAUGUAACAAAUGAGUAUCGACGAAGCAAAACGAACAUUUAGUCAGAUGGCGAAAACCAAACGUAAAUGGAAAAUACAUGCAUUUGGGACAAUAAGAAGAGAUACACUUAUGGCAAUAGAGCAAAUUUAUGAAAGGGAGUUGGUAACAUUUGGAUACGACCUUUACCCAAAGGAUGUCUUUCAGUGGAUGUUCAAACACUGACAACAUCUAUGUUUGUUGAUUAGCCAUAUGAAAAAACUUCCUGUUUUUCUUACCCGUGAAGAUCCAGGUUAGAAUUGUGGUCUUCAGGAACCCAUGCUUGUCGUAAGAGGUAAGUAACAGGAUCGGGUGGUCAGGCUCGCUGACUUGUUUAACACAAGUUAUCGUAUCCCAGUUGCGUAGAUCGAUGCUCAUGAUGCUGAUCACUGGAUCGUCUGGUCCAGACUCGAUUAUGUACAGACCGCCGCCAUAUAGCUGAGUGCGGCGUAAAACUAAACUCACUCACUCAUGAUGCUUCUGAGCAACAUUAUGAUGAUUUUGUGGUUACCAAGUGUGACGUCACGGAAGCGAUGGUUGUACAUGGAAAACAUGCAUGCGCUCACCAUGCUCCACACAUUCUCAGAGAUACAAUGAUAUAACUGUCUGUGACGUAAGCAGCAAACACUCAUUCAUGUCCUUUAUUUAUCCAGCAGGCUCCUUACAUCAAGCAAUUGUACCUCUAACUUGAUCUUUCCAUAUAAACGUCGACAAGUCGCUACGAUCGCUUAGUGGUACGGACCCCUGUCUUUAGUAAAUCGUAAUAUGACAAUUUUGUUUGUAUAUGAGACUCGCCAAUGUUCACAUGUAUUACCUGCGAGGCUGUACAGUUCCUUUCAUGUGUCGCAUUCAAUGUGAAGAGAAUGAUCGUUUGCGAAGAUAA
Molecule: messenger RNA, 2185 nt
Organism: Haliotis rubra (blacklip abalone)
Lineage: Eukaryota; Metazoa; Mollusca; Gastropoda; Lepetellida; Haliotidae
Product: carbohydrate sulfotransferase 11-like
Exons: 4
Coding region: 270-1328 (352 amino acids)
Biological process (GO): carbohydrate biosynthetic process
Cellular component (GO): membrane
Molecular function (GO): sulfotransferase activity
Source: RefSeq, a predicted model, not a curated record